AUGGCUCCAUCAGCAGACACUUCAUUCUCGGCUCACGUAGCCAGCCAGUUUCAGUCCUACGAGGAAGAUCGACAGUCGGCCUCCAAGGAAUCAACCUAUGCUACCAGCAAUGGUGUUCCUGUGCCUCACGCCUAUGAGACCCAACGAUGCGGCGAGAACGGGCCUCUUCUUCUCCAAGACUUUCACCUGAUUGAUCUCCUUUCUCAUUUCGACCGAGAGCGUAUCCCUGAGCGAGUUGUUCACGCAAAGGGCAGUGGUGCUCAUGGAUUCUUUGAGUGUACCGACCCCCUCGAUGAUCUGUGUCUUGCCGACAUCUUUUCCGCCAAGGGAAAGAAAUGCCCGGUUUCCAUGAGAUUCUCGACAGUUGGGGGAGAAUCUGGAUCGCAUGAUAUGGCCAGAGACCCUCGUGGAUUCUCUGUCAAGAUGCGAACUGAGGAGGGUAACUUGGAUUGGGUUUUCAACAACACUCCCGUCUUCUUUUUGAGAGAUCCUGCCAAGUUUCCUCACUUUAUUCACACUCAAAAGCGCGAUCCCAGCACUCAUCUGACUCAUGCUGAUGACUCGUUCGCAUUCUGGGACUACCUUUCUCAGAACCCUGAAUCAAUUCAUCAAGUAAUGAUCUUGAUGGGCGAUCGUGGUAUUCCCAAGGGAUACAGAAAGAUGCACGGUUACUCUGGACACACCUUUAAGCUCGUGAACAAAGCUGGCGACUGGGUGUACACCCAAAUACACCUCAAGUCCAUGCAAGGAACCGACUUUGUUACUCAAGAGGACUCGGCUGAUUACUCACCCGACUUCUCCCAGAAGGAUCUCUACGAGGCCAUUCAGAACGGAGACUACCCCAAGUGGACUCUCGAGGUGCAGACCAUGACCCCCAAGGAAGCCGAGGAGUUGUGGGAGAAGGAGAAGAUCAACGUCUUUGACCUUACCCACAUCUGGCCUCAGAAGCAGUUUCCUCGUCGCAAGGUUGGAGAGUUUACUCUCAACGAGAACGCUGUCAACUACUUUGCCGAGGUUGAGCAGAUUGCUUUCAACCCAGCUCACUUGCCUCCUGGCAUUGAGCCUUCAGCAGACCCUGUUCUCCAGUCACGUCUGUUCUCUUACCCUGAUACACACCGUCACCGUAUUGGAGUUAACUAUCAACAACUCCCCGUCAAUGCCACACGUACAGGAUACAAGUUUGGCAACUUCCAGCGUGACGGCCAGAUGGCUUUCUACAACCAGGGUGCCCGACCUAAUUACCUGUCGUCCAUUGAUCCCAUCAAGUUCCGCACCCGAACGGUUGAUCUCGACAAGACACACGGCCACUUCACAGGCGAAGCCAUCACAUUCCUCACCGCAAUCCGCCCCGAGGACUUUAACGCUCCCCGAGCCCUGUGGAGGAACGUAUUCGAUGAGCCAGCUCGCGAGCGUUUCAUCAACAAUGUUACUGGCAAGAUGAAGCUUUGCAAGCAAGAGGAACCUCUGAAGCGACAGAUUGCCAUCUUCCGCGAGGUUGACCCCGAGAUUGCUGAGAGACUUGAAAAGUCAACAGGCAUCAAGGGAUACGAUGGAAUCGCUAACAUGAAGUUUAAUGGAAGCCACAAUUGUAUGAAUGGCGAAAUGAAGCUUGCAAACGAUAUCAUCGCGAACAAGGGGAAGAGCGCUACCGCAAGGAACGGAGCCCCGGCAAAGGGCUGCCACUCAAGACUGGAGAAUAAUGGACACUCGAACGGAACAAACGGUAAAUAG
This is a messenger RNA of Fusarium pseudograminearum CS3096, 1731 nucleotides long. RefSeq lists its product as uncharacterized. Gene Ontology annotation, molecular function: heme binding; catalase activity. The transcript is spliced from 4 exons. Gene Ontology annotation, cellular component: cytoplasm; mitochondrion; peroxisome. The record is from RefSeq and is a predicted model, not a curated record. The coding region runs from base 1 to 1731 and encodes 576 amino acids. Gene Ontology annotation, biological process: hydrogen peroxide catabolic process; response to hydrogen peroxide. NCBI's taxonomy places the organism in Eukaryota, Fungi, Ascomycota, Sordariomycetes, Hypocreales, Nectriaceae.